Messenger RNA from Lepus europaeus (European hare), 2551 nucleotides. It is a transcript of the gene SPOP, whose product is annotated as speckle type BTB/POZ protein. The transcript is spliced from 11 exons. The record is from RefSeq and is a predicted model, not a curated record. The coding region runs from base 302 to 1426 and encodes 374 amino acids. Gene Ontology annotation, cellular component: nucleus; cytoplasm. Gene Ontology annotation, biological process: proteasome-mediated ubiquitin-dependent protein catabolic process; regulation of proteolysis. Gene Ontology annotation, molecular function: ubiquitin protein ligase binding. Lineage: Eukaryota; Metazoa; Chordata; Mammalia; Lagomorpha; Leporidae.
CGCUGCGUCGACGUGCUGACGCCAGGACGCUCCGGCCGGUGUGUGUCGGGGGGUAUGUGUGUGAGUGCGCGUUCCGAGUGUGUUUGUAUUUGUGUAUCGGCGGUCCCGCAGGUCCCGGAUGUUGCGGACAGCAUGAGGCGAGCGCAGGGGGACGGAGACCAGCAGCUGUCGCCGCCGCUCUCAGAGGUUUCCUGUUAGAGACGACAAAUUGGAGUUUUCCUACUGACUUGAUUUGGGUGAAGAGAGAACUGUCAUCUUUGCCUCCUGACUUUGGAAAUUUUGGUUAACCUUCAAACUGGCGAUGUCAAGAGUUCCAAGUCCUCCACCUCCGGCAGAAAUGUCGAGUGGCCCUGUAGCUGAGAGCUGGUGCUACACACAGAUCAAAGUAGUGAAAUUCUCCUACAUGUGGACCAUCAAUAACUUUAGCUUUUGCCGCGAGGAAAUGGGUGAAGUCAUUAAAAGUUCAACCUUUUCAUCAGGAGCCAAUGAUAAACUGAAAUGGUGUUUGCGAGUAAACCCAAAAGGGCUGGAUGAAGAAAGCAAAGAUUACCUGUCACUUUACCUUUUACUGGUCAGCUGUCCAAAGAGUGAAGUUCGGGCAAAAUUCAAGUUCUCCAUCCUGAAUGCCAAGGGAGAAGAAACCAAAGCUAUGGAGAGUCAACGAGCAUAUAGGUUUGUGCAAGGCAAAGACUGGGGAUUCAAAAAAUUCAUCCGUAGAGAUUUUCUCCUGGAUGAAGCCAACGGGCUUCUCCCUGAUGACAAGCUUACCCUCUUCUGUGAGGUGAGUGUGGUACAGGAUUCUGUCAACAUUUCCGGCCAGAAUACCAUGAAUAUGGUAAAGGUUCCCGAGUGCCGAUUGGCAGAUGAGUUAGGAGGACUGUGGGAGAAUUCCCGGUUCACAGACUGCUGCUUGUGUGUUGCUGGCCAGGAAUUCCAAGCUCACAAAGCUAUCUUAGCAGCUCGUUCACCGGUUUUUAGUGCCAUGUUUGAACAUGAAAUGGAGGAGAGCAAAAAGAAUCGAGUUGAAAUCAAUGAUGUGGAGCCUGAAGUUUUUAAGGAGAUGAUGUGCUUCAUUUACACGGGGAAGGCACCAAACCUCGACAAAAUGGCUGAUGAUCUGCUGGCAGCUGCUGACAAGUACGCCCUGGAGCGCUUAAAGGUCAUGUGUGAGGAUGCCCUCUGCAGCAACCUCUCGGUGGAGAACGCCGCAGAAAUCCUCAUCCUGGCUGACCUCCACAGCGCAGACCAGCUGAAGACCCAGGCAGUGGAUUUCAUCAACUAUCAUGCUUCCGACGUCUUGGAGACCUCCGGGUGGAAGUCCAUGGUGGUGUCACAUCCCCAUUUGGUGGCUGAGGCGUACCGCUCCCUGGCCUCAGCGCAGUGCCCUUUCCUGGGACCCCCACGCAAACGCCUGAAGCAGUCCUAAGAGCCUGCCGGUUGUGAGACUCCGUUUAUUUCCAGAAGCAGCGGCCCUGUUGCUGCCACUGACCACCAGGUAGACAGCGCAAUCUGUGGAGCUUGUACUCUGUUGUGGGGGGAAGACCGCAUCGCGGCCGCAGACUUUGCAACAGCACUAACUAACUUGGGGAACCGGGGGGAGGGAAGGGCCCGCGACGCGGGGCUGUUCAACCUAACGAAAACCCUGUUGCUGCGUCACUGUGUUCCCUUUGGCCCGGCCAAGCUGGACACUGUGGGGAUCCAGGCUGGGCGCUGGCCCCGAGGACAUCCCAGCGGCGGUUCUCGGGAGAAACCUGCCUGCAUCUGAGCGAGCAGAGCAGAAUCGUCAGGUGCCUGGAGCAAACCGAAAAAAACACGGACGUUGAGUUUUUAAGAGGAGGGAAAAGGAAAGAAGAAAGGAUUUUUGCAGAAUUUUUCAGAAACUAGUUUGGGGAUUCCAGUAGUAUUUAUGUUGAGGGAAGCAAAUUUUAGUCCUUCCAACUAACUGUGCUCAAACUUGGAUGUUUGUGAAAACUCACCGCCGUGCAAGUACCAGAAGAGCUCUCCUGUGUUAGCACUUAGUGUUUGCAAGAACAGAACACGGCCUUUUGUCCUUUGGUGAGAAAUGACACGUGAAGGCGAGAGGAGGAGGAGGAGGUUUUCUGACCCGGAAGAUGAGCGUCCUGAUGUGGUGGAUUUUGCAAAAAUCUUCAUCGGUGUUGAAAACUGGAAAAAAUCAUCCAUCCAGAAUUCAUACUGUCUUGACAAGAACCACGGUUCUCUGUUUUUAGAUAUUGUGGAAAAUGUUUUUUGGCAUUUUUCUCUGGUUUUAUUUCUCUUCCCUCCCCCCUUCUUUUUUCUAAAAAAAAAAAAAAUUAAAAAAAAUUAAAACCCAAAAACACAGAAGGCAAAAACAGAACAAAAAGAAGAGAAAAGGAAAUGUUACCAGUAAUGCUCUGUGGAAGACUCCCAGCCCUGAUUGCUCAGCCAUGUACCUGACUUGCCGCCUGCAUAGGAGCCAUCCCGUUCCCUUCUGAUUAGCCCUCUUCUUACAGGGGGAAACUUCCAAAUGUUAAUUUUUUCUUUUUGAAAAUAUAAAUAAUUACUAUUUUGU